AUGAAUGUGGGGACCACUGUGGAUGACGAGCAGGGAGGGAAUGUUGCUAGAGAGAUCCCGGGUCCCCACAACCCGCCCAGGUUGGCAAGAGGAAGGAAGCUCGUGGUCGCCCCGCGUCCCCGUCCCUUCUCGGCGCAGAGACCUCACUCACCCGGCUCCGCGGCCCGGGUCCUCCCACGUCUCCCAGAGGCUAUUUGUUCCCGGCCCCGCGAGCCUCCCCGGAGCGCGGGAGCUCGGCCCGGGCUCCUCUUUGUAGCUGCGGCGGGUCCCGCUCCCUGCGACGCCGCUCGGGACGCAACCGGCCGUGCUCUGGCCGAGCCGGGGCGGCGGGACGUCGGGGAGACAGACAUUCGAGAGAAGACUGAGGGAUUCAAACUGAAAACCCCGAGGAGAGUGUUUUCGGAGUCUUCUCUUGUGCUUGCAAACAGCGACAGUCUCAAGCUGGGAAAGCAACUUUGGGUAGACCGGGCAGGCGAGGACCGCGCCCCACCGAUCGCAGGCACUCGGCCUGGGAGACGGUACGCGGGCCUCUCACUGUUGUGGCCUCUCCUAUUGGGGAGCACAGGCUCCGGACGCGCAGGCUCAGUGGCCAUGGCUCACGGGCCCAGCCGCUCCGCGGCAUGUGGGAUCCUCCCGGACCGGGGCAUGAACACGUGUCCCCUGCAUCGGCAGGGAGACUCUCAACCACUGUGCCACCAGGGAAGCCCUACAGGCCUUCUUUUGCUGAUACUGCUGCUGAUAGAACCCAGGAAGACUCUGGGCAGUGAGCGUCCUGGGAUCUGGGGACCUGGCUGGGGAGGGGGAGGAUGGAAGGCGGGCAGGAAUGGAAAGGGCUCCACAGUGGUAGGCACCUGUCCACAGUGCUCUUAGGAUGGUGAGGGUGUGGUUUAGCUGGACUGGCUGCCCUGGAGGUGUGGGGACCCCAGCCUAAGGCAGGGUGCCUGACCUGUGCUCGUGUGACAGCUCUCCCUCUCCUGCCAAGUCCCACCUCCAGGAAGCCUUUCCUGAUGACCCGGGACCCAUCAUGAAUGUGGCAUGUGUUGUCCUAUGGUGUCUUUUUUCCCGUUUUUUGAAAGUCCUGUCUGUUCAGAUAGAUUUUAAGUCCCUCGAGUACAGACACUGUCUUGUAUUUUUGGUACCUCAACAGCUGGUACAUGACGCUAAAAAGAUUCGUCAGGUAGAUCCUCCUGUGUGCA
Globicephala melas (long-finned pilot whale) is the source of this 1196-nucleotide messenger RNA. RefSeq names its product retinoic acid early transcript 1E-like. Gene Ontology annotation, biological process: immune response. Gene Ontology annotation, cellular component: external side of plasma membrane. The record is from RefSeq and is a predicted model, not a curated record. Lineage: Eukaryota; Metazoa; Chordata; Mammalia; Artiodactyla; Delphinidae.